AUGGCGGCCGCGGUGCUGGCGGCGGCGUCGGAGGGCGGCGGCGGCGCGGGCGGAGGAAGCAGCGGCUGCUCCGGCGGGGUCUCCGGGGCGCUCAUGCCGGGAGGAGGAGGAGGAGGGGGCCUAGGUUCGGGGGGCUGCCCUGGCGGCGGAGGCGCUGCUGCCUCUUCGGCGGGCCCGUCGUCGUGGACGCGCUCGUUGGAGCGGGCGCUGGAGGAGGCGGCGGCCAGCGGCGCCCUCAGCCUGAGCGGCAGGAAACUGAGGGACUACCCGCGGGGCAGCGCCGCCAGCCACGACCUCAGCGACACCACGCAGGCCGAUUUAUCGCGGAACAGACUCUCGGAGCUGCCAGCAGAAACUUGUCUCUUUGUUUCCCUUGAGAGCCUUAAUUUGUACCAGAAUUGCAUUCGCUAUAUUCCAGAAGCCAUUCUGAACCUGCAGUCCUUAACGUUCCUGAAUAUCAGCCGGAAUCAGCUUUCAACAUUGCCGGUUCACUUGUGCAGCCUGCCUUUGAAAGUUUUGAUAGCAAGCAAUAAUAAGCUCGUCUCACUACCUGAAGAAAUUGGGCAGCUAAGACACCUGAUGGAGCUUGAUGUAAGCUGUAAUGAAAUACAGACAGUUCCAUCACAGAUUGGCAGUUUGUAUUCUCUACGGGACCUGAAUCUCAGAAGAAAUCACCUGGUGCAUUUACCUGAAGAGCUUGCCGAGUUGCCUUUGAUUCGGUUAGAUUUCUCCUGCAAUAAAAUCACAACAAUCCCGGUUUGUUACCGUAACCUCAGGCACUUACAGACAAUCACCCUAGAUAACAACCCACUGCAGUCACCCCCUGCACAGAUAUGCAUAAAAGGAAAAGUCCACAUAUUUAAGUAUCUGAAUAUGGAAGCAUGCAAAGUAGCACCAGAUCUUCCAGAUUACGACAGGCGGCCAAUGGGGUUUGGUUCUUGCCAUGAAGAACUAUACUCCAGCCGACCAUAUGGAGCACUGGAUUCUGGCUUCAAUAGUGUGGAUAGUGGAGACAAAAGGUGGUCAGGAAAUGAACCUACAGAUGAAUUUUCUGAUCUUCCUCUGCGAGUGGCAGAAAUCACAAAAGAACAAAGACUGAGAAGAGAGAGUCAGUACCAGGAACACCGAGGGAGCAUGGUUGUCACCAACGGUGGAGCGGAACAUGAUCUGGAUCAGAUCGACUUUAUUGACAGUUGUGUCACCGAAGAGGAGGAGGAAGAGGGUUCACCAGUAAAACCAACACCCAUCAGGGAAUUCCACAGGUCAGAAGAUGCCAGAAGAUACUUGCAUCAUAAUAGAGAUGGAGAUGAAUUAAGACGACCUGAAAGUCUGAGCUUGACGCAUGACAGAGACCGACAGCAACUUCUGAGGAACUGCUUAGACCGAGCAGAAAGAGGUUCUGGCGACUCAUCUUGCCUUCUUUUGCUGUCCGGCACCCAUAAUCAGGUCUCUCACUCGGAUGCAGAUCUACACAAAAGGCGUGAGCAUUUAGUGGAGCGUACACGGAGGGAAGCCCAGCUUGCUGCGCUACAAUACGAGGAGGAGAAGAUGAGGACAAAACAGAUCCAAAGGGAGGCCGUCCUCGACUUUGUCAAGCAAAAGGCAUCCCAGAGCCCUCAGAAGCAAAGCCCUCUGGAUAGCGAGUGUCCCUUCCCAUCCAGAAGGUCUCAGCACACUGAUGAUAGUGCCUUGCUGGUGAAUGGUUUUGAGCCUAUCUUAGUGUUUGAGAUUGACAGUAAUACCAACACCAUUAAAAGGAGGCCGGGGACACUCAACCAGAGUGAUGACAGAUCCACCAUCUCGCCAAAUUCACCCACAGCUCAAACAGUUCACCUGUCUGCUCCAUAUCCUGGUCCAGCUGUUGCUGCUGCUCCUCCUUCCUACAGAAAUCCUCCCCAGCGUCCUGAGAGCUUCCUUUUUCGAAAUGUUGCCAGGGAUGAAGUGAGCAAAGCCACUGCAUCACUGUCGCCUUCUGCAUCGACACCUGCUAAUAGCACUGAGGACCAUAGUGAAAACCACAGUUCCAAGCUGCAGGAAGAAGAGGUUGAGCUGAUAGAGCAACUGCGGAAAAAAAUUGAAUCACGGUUGAAAGUGUCUUUGCCCAGCGACCUUGGAGCAGCACUGACUGAUGGCGUGGUGCUCUGCCAUUUAGCCAAUCAUGUGCGGCCUCGUUCUGUUCCUAGUAUUCACGUCCCAUCGCCAGCUGUUCCUAAAUUAACCAUGGCCAAGUGUAGACGGAACGUGGAAAAUUUCCUGGAAGCUUGCCGAAAGAUUGGUGUGCCUCAGGAGCGAUUAUGUUUGCCUCUGCACAUAUUAGAAGAGAGAGGGUUGACGCGAGUGGCAGAGACUGUACAGGCACUUCUGGAGCGGGCCCCCCCAAAACAGCACCACCAGCAGCAACAGCAGCAGCAGCAGCAGAAUCAGUUGGCUGCUGUGUAGUGACCCCCCCGAGACCUUGUUGCUUUUUCCUUGGCCAAGCCGAAGAAUGCCCGGACUUGACUGCUGGGCCAGCGUGUCCAGA
Molecule: messenger RNA, 2521 nt
Organism: Lacerta agilis (Sand lizard)
Lineage: Eukaryota; Metazoa; Chordata; Lepidosauria; Squamata; Lacertidae
Gene: LRCH3
Product: leucine rich repeats and calponin homology domain containing 3
Exons: 22
Coding region: 1-2439 (812 amino acids)
Molecular function (GO): protein binding
Source: RefSeq, a predicted model, not a curated record